Tarenaya hassleriana is the source of this 1606-nucleotide messenger RNA. RefSeq names its product probable polygalacturonase. Lineage: Eukaryota; Viridiplantae; Streptophyta; Magnoliopsida; Brassicales; Cleomaceae. Gene Ontology annotation, biological process: carbohydrate metabolic process. The record is from RefSeq and is a predicted model, not a curated record. The coding region runs from base 85 to 1503 and encodes 472 amino acids. The transcript is spliced from 3 exons. Gene Ontology annotation, molecular function: polygalacturonase activity.
UUGGACAAAUUUGGCCCAAUUGGAAAUGGGUAUAAAUGUAUUUCCAAAGCCGUCCAUGAUUGGAUCAGAUCAGACGAAAUCACAAUGGCCAAUGGGCUCCUUGUGCCAACGUCAUUGUUCAUCCUCUUACUUUCUCUCGUCCAAUCACAUCCUUACACGUCACCGUCAACGAUCCAGCUCCCCUGCGACGGAGACGGCGCCGUGUCCGUCACUGAUUUCGGCGCCGUUGGCGACGGCGUCCAGUACGAUACCACUGCAAUUCAGUCCGCCAUAGACGCCUGCCACAGCCACCGCAUCUCAUCCUCCGUCUGCCGCGUCGUCUUCCCUCCCGGGAAUUACCUGACCGCGACGGUGCGUCUCCGAUCAGGCGUGGUGCUCGAUGUGACGGAGAAGGCGGUGAUACUUGGGGGACCGAGAAUCGCGGACUAUCCGGCGGAGAAUUCGUCGGGAUGGUACGUGGUGGUGGCGGAGAACGCGACGGACGUGGGGAUCACAGGCGGAGGAGCGAUCGAUGGGCAGGGAUCGAAGUUCGUGGUGAGAUUCGAUGAGAGGAAGAACGUGAUGGUGAGUUGGAACCAGACCGGCGCUUGCUUAGGGGACGAGUGCAGGCCUCGAUUGUUAGGGUUCGUCGAUUCCAGAAACGUUCGAAUCUGGAACGUCACUCUCCGAGAGCCUGCUUACUGGUGCUUGCACGUUGUGAGGUGUGAGAACACGACCAUCCACGACGUAUCCAUUAAUGGAGAUUUCAACACUCCGAACAACGAUGGCAUAGACAUUGAGGAUUCGAACAAUACCCUAAUCACCAGAUGUCACAUCGAUACCGGCGACGAUGCGAUCUGUCCCAAGACUUACACUGCUCCUCUCUACAACUUGACCGCCACCCACUGUUGGAUCCGCACCAAAUCUUCCGCCAUCAAGCUCGGAAGCGCCAGCUUGUUCGAGUUCAAGGGCCUCCUGUUCGAUAACAUCACCAUCGUCCAGUCCCACAGAGGCCUCGGAAUGCAGAUUCGUGACGGAGGGAACGUGAGAGAUGUUACGUUCUCGAACAUAAACAUCAGUACCAGAUACUAUGAUCCGUCAUGGUGGGGAAGAGCAGAGCCAAUCUACAUAACGACAUGCCCUCGAAACUCCGCAACAAAGGAAGGUUCAAUCUCAAACCUUUUGUUCGUGAACAUAACCGCUGAUUCAGAGAACGGCGUCUUCUUGUCGGGAUCCUCAAACGGGCUGCUCUCCGACAUAAAGUUCAUGAACAUGAACUUCACAUUCAGAAGAUGGACGAAUUACAGCGCGGGAUUGGUGGAUUACAGACCCGGAUGCCGAGGUCUGGUGAAUCAUAAGGCCACGUCUGGGAUAAUCAUGGAACAUGUAAAAGGAUUCAGUGUUGAGAAUGUUAACAUGAGAUGGUCUGAUGGUCCUGUCUCUGCUUGGAAUGUUCCUCUGGAGUUUAGUCCCUCGACUGUGGAUAAUGUCUCGUUCCUUGGCUUCAGUUCUGGUCACUCAUAAGAUUGAUUCUGUGCGUACGUUUUUUUAUUGGUUAUGAAUCGGUAUCGGUUUGGUUUCAAUCGGUUCAAUUUGGAUUGGAAAAACAUUGAUUUGAAUUAGUCCC